CGGUUGGCGGCCGGCGGUGGGAGAUGCGCCCGCGAGCGAAGGGCGGGCGUUCGAAGGCAGCUCGGCGCUGGGGCUGAGCGGCUGAGGCGCCGCGCGGUCAUGGCCCCCACCAAGCCCUGGGGAGAGUGGUUCCUGGGCCUGCGGGUGCCGCCCGCCGGCGUCUUCGGGGUGGCCUUCCUCGCCCGGGUGGCCCUGGUUUUCUACGGCGUCUUCCAGGACCGGACGCUGCUCGUGCGGUACACGGACGUCGACUACCGGGUGUUCACGGACGCCGCGCGCUUCGUCACCGAGGGGCGCUCCCCGUACCUGCGGGCCACGUACCGCUACACCCCGCUGCUGGGCUGGCUGCUCACGCCCAACGUGUAUCUGUGCGAGCUCUUCGGGAAGUUUCUGUUCAUCAGCUGCGACCUGCUCACCGCCUUCCUCCUCUACCGCCUGCUGCUCUUCAAGGGGCUGGGCCGGCGCCGGGCUUGCGGCUACUGUGUCUUCUGGCUCCUUAACCCGCUGCCCAUGGCGGUGUCCAGCCGCGGCAACGCCGACUCGAUGGUCGCGGCGCUGGUGCUGGCGACGCUGUACCUGCUCGCGAGGAGGCAGGUGGCGUGCGCCGCGGUGUCGUACGGCCUCGCCGUGCACAUGAAGAUGUACCCGGUGACCUACAUCCUGCCCAUCGCCCUGCACUUGCUCCCGGAGCGCGGCGACCCCGGCCGGCCCCGCUGUCCCUUCCAGGCCCGCCUGUACGAAUUCCUCAAGAGGCUGUGCAGUCGGGCCGUGCUGCUCUUCGUCGCCGUCGCCGGGCUCACGUUUUUCGCCCUGAGCUUCGGCUUCUACCAGAAAUACGGCUGGGAGUUUCUGGAGCACACCUACCUGUACCACCUGACGAGGCGGGACAUCCGGCACAACUUCUCGCCCUACUUCUACAUGCUGUACUUGACCGCGGAGAGCCCGUGGAGCUUCUCCCUGGGCCUCGCCGCCUUCCUGCCGCAGUUCCUCCUGCUGUCGGCCGUGUCGUUCGCCUACUACAGGGACCUCGUCUUCUGCUGUUUCCUGCACACGGCCAUCUUCGUGACUUUUAACAAAGUCUGCACCUCCCAGUACUUUCUUUGGUACCUCUGCCUGCUGCCCCUGGUGAUGCCGCUGGUGAGGAUACGGUGGAAACGCGCCGUGGUUCUCCUGAUGCUGUGGUUCAUCGGGCAGGCCCUCUGGCUGGCUCCUGCGUACCUCCUGGAGUUUCAGGGAAAGAACACCUUUCUGUUUAUCUGGUUAGCGGGUUUGUUCUUCCUUCUUAUCAACUGUUCCAUCCUAAUUCAAAUUAUUUCCCAUUACAAGCAGGAACCCCUGGCAGAGAGAAUCAAAUAUGACUAAUUCAGGCUCCCGUUCUUCUGCCACUUCUAGUACAUUCGGAUGGUGCCGAACGGGCCAGAAGAGAGCUUUGGAGACAUUUUUGAACAUCCUGUGCACGCUGGUGAAAGUUCAGUUGGGAGCAUGAAUCCCGGCCCCGAGGGAGAUUAAAAUGAAUGGUUGCCUUGUAUAUAAAGGGGACUCAAUAAUUGAGGUCCACCUCUAGGAAAUCUUAGGCCUCAUUCAUCGGGAACACGAUGGGAAGGAAAGGUCACUUGUUUCAACACCGAAAGGCUGAUGAAACUAUCAGAUGCCAAAAGGUUUUGGAAGAAAAAUAGAGGAAUGUAGUCAGUCCCGGGGUCUAACCCAGUGUUCAUACCAGCUACACUAUGCUGCAGAGUCUAAAGCUGUCUUUUCUUUUCAACCCCCCACUUUUUCUUUUGAAAGCUUUCCCAAUAGCUGUGAAAACUCGCGGAAUGUUCCUAAAGUACAGCUUUUAGAUGUAAAGUGGUAAAUAUUAACUCUUGUGCUUAGGUUGGGAAAGUUCAUUCUGUAUUAAAAGUGGGGGCUUAGAAAAGAGCCCAAAGAAUUUAAACUGUAAUCAUGUUUCACAUAUCUGUUUCAUUACUUAGUUUUUCAGCACUUAGUCUCAUGGUAUUACACUACCAUUUGGUUUUAUGCAGAAAGGAUUAAAUUAAAAUUCAGCCAUCUUUAAACUGAAGUCAUUACAUUAUUUUAAAAUAGCAUCUUGCUUUUGAUGUUUGAAGUCCACAAACUAUUAAGGACAUUUUAGUGUUCUUUUAUACCCCUUUGUUUUUAAUUUUCUGAUUGCUUUUUUUUCUAGUUUUCUUUUUUUUUUUUUAAAUGUUUAUUUAUUUCUGAGAGACAGACAGACAGAAUGCUAGCAGCGGAGGGGCAGAGAGAGAGGGAGACACAGAAUCCGAAGCAGGCUCCAGGCUCUGAGCUGUCAGCACAGAGCCCUACUUGGGGCUCGAACCCAUGAACCGUGAGAUCAUGACCUGAGCCGAAGUUGGACACUUAGCCUGACUGAGCCCCCCGGCCGCCCCUAAUUUUCUGAUUGCUUAAAAAUAUUUUUCGUCUGGAAUUUAAGUGAAUCUUGUGUCAUCUGUGUUGCGAAAAUGCAAAGUAGUAGAUUUUAAGUGAUAAAAAAAUUACAUUGUUAGUAAAGUGUUUUCCAGCUUAAAAAUACCCCUCUGAAGAAAAUUCUAUGAUGGAAAUGGAGACCUGUGUGGGAGGCUCUGGAAAGCAUUAAGAAGCAUCAUUAGUCUUCAGACCAGGAAAUUGAGGGAGAGACUGUGGACCUGAGACUUUGCUGGGCAGAUCCAUUUCCCUUAUUACUAUCAUAUUUCUAGGAAAAAAUGUUUUCUGAGUUUCAAACAAGCAACCUAAAAUUUUUUUUAGUCCCCAUCUAGGUUGGGGACUCCCUAAGAAGCUAAAAUGUAGGAGUUUGCUUUUGUGGUUUUAAAAGAUGAGUAAUUAAGUGACAUUGUUCUUUCAUAGUACAACACACACACACACAGCGCACAACUUUAGAGAAGUAGUAUAUUUCAUAUCAGUUCCGGCCAAAAAGAGACUUUGAGAGUAAUGUCUGCGGGCUGGUCAUAAACAAGAAUGCUGUUACUGGGAGCACUUCUUUGAUGGAUGUGUUUUGGGACCUGCCAUUAGAAGGAGGGAAAGAAUGGGUGGUUUUGCCUGGGUUGUCGUUCAGUGAAAAUAGCAGAGACCAUUAAUUGUUGGAGAUGGUGACCGUUCUUAGAGCAUCUAGUCUCAUAUCCCAUGUUAGGUCUUACCUUGAGUACUCUUCGUAUGUGAUUGUUCAUUAGUUGCCUUCCAGCCAUGACUUUUUUAACCUUUUUUUUUUUUUUUCCAUUCUUUUGUAAUAAUAAUUAAAUUUUUUUUUGGUAGAGAGGCACCUGGGUGGUUCAGUUGGUUGGGCUUCCGACUUAGGCUCAGGUCAUGAUCUCACAGUUUGUGGGUUUGAGCCCCGCAUCAGGCUCUGUGCUGACUGCUUGCUCAGAGCCUGGAGCCUGCUUCGGAUUCUGUGUCUCCUUCUCUCUCUGCCCCUCCCCUGCUCACGCUUUGUCUCAGUCUGUUUCUCAAAAAUAAAAAUAAAUGUAAAAAAAAACCAAUUUUUUUUUGGUAGAACUGGUGGGAAAGGGGUGGGAAACAUGGAAUUCCAGUAUCCCAAUAUAAUUGUCUUUUUGGUAUUCCAGACUAUUUUUUAGAUUGUCAUAAGUAUAUUCACUUAUUAAUUUCCCAAUUUGUUUAAUAUUCUGUUUUUGUCGCGGCUCACUCUGUACUUACAUUGAAGUUGCUGAGUAACACUCCCAUCGCACGGAUGUUCACAUCAUAAAUAGGUCAGUCUUCCACUGUGAAACCUCGACAGUUGCCUCUAAUCUAAGACUUUAAACGUUUUCCAUGUCUUAGAUCAUUCCCUUAACAUUCUCAGAGUGUCUGAUAUUCUUAGAAGUCGGUGGAGUUCUGCUGGGAUCUUUGGACAGAGCUUCAAGUGCGGAACCUGCCCUGGGGGGACAUUCUCUCCCAAAGAACUGUGGGCAUUUCUCAAAAGAUGUAGAGGCUGUUUUGCAGCUCGUAGGCUGCAAACCAUUUAUAAAUUCAUGAAGUGAUUUUAUUUUGUCUCGAGGGUUUUCAUUUUUUUCAUUUUUCUUCCUGGUUUUAUACAAUCUCUUCUUGUCUUCUUUUCACUUGCAGUCUUUUUGGUGUCUUUAGUAGUCCUUUAAGAACA
This is a messenger RNA of Panthera uncia (snow leopard), 4105 nucleotides long. It is a transcript of the gene PIGM, whose product is annotated as phosphatidylinositol glycan anchor biosynthesis class M. Bases 100 to 1362 code for a protein of 420 amino acids. Gene Ontology annotation, molecular function: GPI mannosyltransferase activity; alpha-1,4-mannosyltransferase activity. The transcript has a single exon. Gene Ontology annotation, biological process: GPI anchor biosynthetic process. The record is from RefSeq and is a predicted model, not a curated record. Lineage: Eukaryota; Metazoa; Chordata; Mammalia; Carnivora; Felidae. Gene Ontology annotation, cellular component: glycosylphosphatidylinositol-mannosyltransferase I complex; membrane.